ACGGCCAGAGACCGGAGGAGCAGGAGGUCCUGGCCUGAGCCGCGAGGUGCAGGGUGAGGAGCUAGAUUCAGAGGGGAGUUCUCUGAGGAAAACUUAGAAGGAGUCGGAUUUCAGUGCCGGAGCCUGGCUUUAGGCUCGCAGUGACUCAUUGAGAGCCAGUUUGAGUGAGAGCCGCCUUUGUUCCACUUGGGCUGAACGCUGGUAGGGGAGAAAGCAGCCGCAGCAGCAGCCGCCUCUGCCUGGGUCUCCCUGGAUGCAGGCAGCUGCAGCGGUCUCGCCCUGAAGCCCUGCUCUUCCAAAAUGCCCCCCAGUCAUUCCCUGUGCUGGCCCUGGAAUUUGCUCCUGCUCCUGUUCGGGUCAUCGCUCCCUGCUGUUCUACCGGCUCAGGUCAUAGAAGAAAGAGGAUCAAAGGGGCAACUUGACCUCACAGAACUUAUAGGAGUCCCACUUCCGCCUUCUGUCUCUUUUAUCACUGGCUAUGGAGGGUUUCCAGCAUACAGUUUUGGACCAGAUGCUAACAUUGGCCGUCUGACAAGGACUCUGAUACCUCAGCCGUUCUACAGAGAUUUCGCCAUCACCGUUACAGUCAAGCCAAACAGCGACCAUGGCGGUGUAUUGUUCGCCGUCACCGACGGCUUUCAAAAGACCAUUUACUUGGGAAUCAGACUAUCCCCUGUGGAUGAUAACACCCAGAGAAUAAUUAUGUACUACACUGAGCCACGUUCUCAUAUCUCCCGAGAGGCUGCUUCGUUUAAAGUCCAGGUGAUGACCAACAAAUGGAAUCGCUUUACUCUGGCCGUAGAUGGCAGUGACAUUGUAUUGUUCAUGGACUGUGAUGAAUACAACAGGGUCCAGUUUCAGAGAUCAGCUCAGGCCUUGUCCUUUGAAGCUGGCUCAGGCAUAUUUGUUGGGAACGCUGGAGCAACAGGACUGGAAAGAUUCACUGGCUCCAUCCAGCAGCUAACAAUCAAACCUGACCCAAGGGCUAUCGAGGACCAGUGUGAGGAUGACGACCCAUAUACAUCAGGAGACAGCAGUGGCCACGACAGCAUUCAGGAACAGGAGGGUAUCCCAGAAGCACAUGAAGUCAUUUGGCCCACACCAGCUCCACAGUUGCUUGGGAAUGUAUCUGAAGAAACAACGGCUGGACCAGUAGGAGCACCACCAACCACAUCUCCCCAUUCUGAAGAAAUGGAUUUCUCUGGACAACAUCUCUUGGAAGAAACAGUGGGCCCAACAAAACCCGAAGAACAAGGUGUAACCACUACAGAAAUCAGUCAACAGGAAAGUGAAUCAACCACUAUAUCUCAGGAAAUAUUAAAAGCACAACACAAGCCUCAUGAUGACGUUCUGCAAGGUGCAAGCAGAGAAAAAGGCCAAAAAGGUGAAAAGGGUCAAAUGGGAGAGGAAGGACCACCUGGACCACCAGGAAAAGCUGGGACAGAAGAAGCACCACCUGGACUUCCCGGGAAGCCUGGACUGGACGGAAAAGCUGGCACACCUGGCAAAGAUGGAUCACCUGGUAAACCGGGAACUCAAGGCUCACCAGGGUUAAAAGGAGAACCUGGCCCUAAAGGAGAAAAGGGGGAUACCGGUGUUGGAUUGCCAGGCCCUCCUGGACUUCCAGGACCUCCUGGACCACCUGCUCCAUCAAAGGGAUUUAGAAGAGUGGAAAUGGAAGGCUCUGGAUCUGGCAACUUUGACAGAGACACAGAACUUCCCAGAGGUGCACCAGGGCCCCCAGGUCCUCCAGGUUCACCUGGUGCUCCAGGAAUGCCAGCGCCAGAUUCAAAUGCAGGGGUGCCUGGAUUGCCUGGAGAAAAUGGGAAAGAUGGAACAGCUGGAAAUCCAGGCCCUCGUGGUCCCCCUGGUCGUCCUGGACAAAAUGGGUCGAUCGGCUUUGCAGGAACAAAGGGAGAAAAAGGCGACCAAGGUAUUCGGGGGUCAGCUGGACCAAAGGGAGACCCUGGAGAUAUUGGAUCACCAGGCCCUAAAGGGCAGGCAGGAGCCGAUGGGGAGUCUGGGAAACCAGGACCCCCUGGACCCCCAGGACCACCUGGCCCAGCCUAUGGAUUUGGAUUUGAGGAUAUGGAAGGCUCAGGGAUUAUUGGUUUGUCAAGUGGAACUGGAAUCCGAGCAUCUAGGGGACAAAGUGGUCUAGCUGGAGAGACUGGGCUACAAGGAUCAAUGGGACCAAAGGGAGAAAAAGGUGACACUGGACCACAAGGUGUUCCUGGUUUAAAGGGAGAACGAGGUCCAGAAGGAAGGCCAGGAUUUCCUGGUGUUGCUGGGCGCCCUGGUGAAGCAGGGUCAAAAGGAGAUAAGGGUGACCUAGGACACAAGGGUGAACCAGGACAAGAUGGUGCGAGUGUUGUGGGACCACCAGGGCCACCUGGACCACCAGGUCCCGUGAUAGCUCUUCCAGGGUCACUCCUCAACGCUUCAGAUGGAAGUUUUAACAUCACUGGAAUCAAAGGAAUUGGGGGCCCUCCAGGUCCAGACGGUAAGCCCGGCCUGCCAGGAUUUCCUGGCCCAAGGGGACCGAAAGGAGAUGCUGGUCUACAUGGUUUACCAGGACAGAAAGGAAAACGGGGUGAAAAGGGCGAGCCAGGAGCUAUCUUGGCUUCAACUGACUCAUUAACGGAAUUGCUAAGAAGACCUGGAGAGAAGGGUGAACCUGGAAUAACAGGACCACCUGGGCCAUUGGGAUCAACUGGACGUCCAGGACAUAAAGGAGAACUUGGUUUUCCUGGCCGGCCUGGACGCCCUGGCCUGAAUGGACUGAAAGGCAUAAAAGGUGAACGGGGUAUAACAUUAUAUGGCCUCCCUGGUUUGCGUGGACCGCCUGGACCUCCAGGUCCUCCAGGUCGUGUGGUAUAUAUUAAAGGAACAGUUUUCCCAAUUUCGCCCAGGCCUCAGUGCAAAACAACAGCAAGCACUGAUCGCCCUGGAAAUCAAGAAGCGAUAGCUGGUUCCUGGAGUGUACGUGGUCCACUAGCCAUCAAAGGUGAAAAAGGAGACAGAGGCCCACCAGGGCCACCAGGUCCUCCUCUGCCAUCAGCAUAUUUGGGCCACUUAGACAUCAUGAAGGGUGAGAAAGGACACAGUGGAGAAAAUGGCCUUAAAGGAGAAAAAGGAGAGCCAAAUGGAGGAUUUUUUAUGUCUGGACCACCAGGACUCCCCGGAAGUCCAGGACCAGUGGGGCCGAAAGGAGACACAGUUGUUGGGCCCAGAGGCCCUCCAGGGGUACCUGGCCUACCUGGGCCUCCAGGGUUUGGGCCAGCUGGGCCACGUGGGCCCCCAGGACCUCCUGGCCCCCCGGGGCCUCCUGCCAUCUAUGGCUCAGCACCAGCUUUGCCGGGCCCACCAGGACCUCCCGGAGAACCCGGAUUACCAGCAUCCAGGAACUUGGUUACAACACUUAGAAAUGUUAACAGCAUGCUGCAAACGGUCCAUUUAGUGUCAGAAGGCACAUUGAUCUAUCUUAGUGAAAACAGUGAAGUUUUCCUCCGUGUUCGAGAUGGAUGGAAAAAAGUGCAGCUUGGUGAACUGAUCCCCAUCCCUGAGGAUAGCCCCCCACCUCCAGCCGUUUCAAGCCCAGGAUUUCAACCCCUUCCAGCACCAAUCCCAGCUUCAGGUUCUGACGGUGGAAGGCCAAGCCUUCAUCUGGUGGCUUUGAACACUCCGUUUUCUGGGGACAUGCGAGCUGACUACCAGUGCUUUCAACAAGCCCGGGCCGCUGGUUUGGUCUCCACGUACAGAGCAUUUCUGUCUUCACAUCUUCAAGAUCUCUUGGCAGUCGUCAGGAAAGUAGACAGAUACCAUCUGCCCAUAGUUAAUCUUAAGGGAGAAACGCUGUUCCAUAAUUGGGAGUCAAUAUUCUCAGGCAACGGGGGACAGUUUGACCUCCGGAUUCCAAUAUAUUCCUUUGAUGGUAGGAACAUCAUGACUGAUCCAGCUUGGCCUCAAAAAGUCAUCUGGCAUGGAUCAAGCCCAAAUGGAAUACGGCAAAUUAGCAACUACUGUGAAGCCUGGAGGACAGCAGAUAUGGCGGUCAUGGGACAAGCUUCACCCCUGAAGUCUGGAAAGCUCUUGGAUCAAACAGCAUACAGCUGCAGCAAUAGUUUUAUUGUUCUUUGUAUUGAAAACAGUUAUAUCUCAGAUGUUGGAAGGAAAUGAAUUCCCUCUCUCCACUCCAUGUAAAUUUCAAAUUUAAUGACAAAAAAAUGCUGACACUGAAAUAUAAUUUUUAAAUGGUGUAAAUAUUGUAUUGUAAUUGCAUACUUAAAAAGAAA
Elgaria multicarinata webbii is the source of this 4295-nucleotide messenger RNA. RefSeq names its product collagen type XV alpha 1 chain (gene COL15A1). Gene Ontology annotation, molecular function: extracellular matrix structural constituent conferring tensile strength. Gene Ontology annotation, biological process: extracellular matrix organization. Bases 301 to 4179 code for a protein of 1292 amino acids. The transcript is spliced from 43 exons. Lineage: Eukaryota; Metazoa; Chordata; Lepidosauria; Squamata; Anguidae. The record is from RefSeq and is a predicted model, not a curated record.